Molecule: messenger RNA, 327 nt
Organism: Brugia malayi
Lineage: Eukaryota; Metazoa; Nematoda; Chromadorea; Rhabditida; Onchocercidae
Gene: Bma-cyc-2.2
Product: Cytochrome c type-1, putative
Exons: 2
Coding region: 1-327 (108 amino acids)
Biological process (GO): mitochondrial electron transport, cytochrome c to oxygen; mitochondrial electron transport, ubiquinol to cytochrome c
Cellular component (GO): mitochondrial intermembrane space
Molecular function (GO): electron transfer activity; heme binding
Source: RefSeq, a predicted model, not a curated record
AUGUCAAUUCCGGAAGGUGAUUACGAAAGAGGCAAAAAGUUAUUCAAAAUGCGAUGCCUUCAGUGUCAUGUAAUCGAUUCAGAUGCAAAUAAAAAUGGUCCAACUUUGAAAGGUGUGAUUGGGCGUAAAUCGGGAACUGUCGAUGGUUACCCAUAUUCUUCUGCCAAUAAAAAUAAGGGCGUGGUUUGGACACGUGAAACGCUAUUUGAAUAUUUAUUAGAUCCGAAAAAAUAUAUUCCGGGAACGAAGAUGGUAUUUGCAGGCCUAAAGAAACCUCAAGAACGUGCUGAUUUGAUCAAAUUUAUAGAAGAAGAAUCUGCGAAAUAA